Molecule: messenger RNA, 192 nt
Organism: Chondrus crispus (carragheen)
Lineage: Eukaryota; Rhodophyta; Florideophyceae; Gigartinales; Gigartinaceae
Exons: 1
Coding region: 1-192 (63 amino acids)
Source: RefSeq, a predicted model, not a curated record
AUGCGUGUCCUCGUUGACGGAAACGCGGGAGGUGACGGGAAAGGGGCGCGGGGUUCCGCGCUACCUCGUCAUCCCGUCGGAGCGGGAACUCGUAAGUCGGCAGUCUUGUUCAGUGGCGAUGGGCCGGGAGUGCCGGGUGAGUGGGACAGGACACGGACGAGGCGCAGGAAUGGGGCCCCGCGACGUUUCUAA